CCAAUUCGGCGCCACGCUCGAUUUACCAAAACGUAAUUAACAGGAUUGAUGAUAUUGUGAUGGUGGAAUAGGUGAUGAUUUAGUGAAAGAAGAAUUGGUUACAGUGUGGCUUGCAGAUCGAGUUACAAGUGAGCUGAUUUAUCUGUUCCUUGGUUGUUGUUGUUUACAGCCAUUUAUGUUUGGCGCGCCACCCUCCAACCCCACACCUACUCCAGAAGAAACCAUGGAGGCCGAUGGUAAUAACAGUUCUGGCAAUCCAUUUUCUGCGCCAGCUAAUCCUACAGGAAACGGGUUUGGUUCCACAGGACCCAGCUCAGGGGGUUUUGCCUUUGGAGCGCCCAGUGCUCCUUCAGCGGCAGGGUUCAAUUUUGCUGGGGCCGCUCAGGCAAAUACAGGACCAAGCACCUUCGCGUUUGGAGCUGGUGUAGGAGGAGCCCCUACAUUUGGAGCAAGUACUGCACCAACGGGCGGCGCAGCUCCAGUCCCCGGUGGAUUUAACUUCAGUGCAGCGGCGGCUAAUAACAACAAUGCGGGUCCAGGAAUGUUCAACUUUGCCGGGGGUGCUGUCACUCCCUCGGGCGGCUCCCUGUUUACCGCGGGUGCUUCAGGAGAUCCCAGUAACCCGGCUAUAGCCCAGAGAAAGUUCAAGAAGGCUGUUAGACGCGCCAAGCGGUAGCACAACUGUGCCUGCCCUCCCUACACUGGGUUUACGUGACAUUACUGUUGUACACUAACCGGGUACAAACCUUACGAGACUUGUGUCUCUGCCCGAUCAAACGCAACGGGUUAACGAACGUACGACGUUAUUCCGAACUG
This is a messenger RNA of Orbicella faveolata, 816 nucleotides long. RefSeq lists its product as uncharacterized. Gene Ontology annotation, molecular function: structural constituent of nuclear pore. Gene Ontology annotation, biological process: RNA export from nucleus; protein import into nucleus. The record is from RefSeq and is a predicted model, not a curated record. Lineage: Eukaryota; Metazoa; Cnidaria; Anthozoa; Scleractinia; Merulinidae. Gene Ontology annotation, cellular component: nuclear pore.